AUGAUGGUCUUCUGCUCGUUGCUGGAGUACGCCGCCGUCGGCUACAUCAACAAACGGAUGAAACUGGUCAAGAAGCGAAAAGAGUCCCGGUAGGGUUACGGUAGCUUUUGGAAAGGCGACGCGGUCGCGUUGCGUUUCAUUGAAAUUCGUGAAUUUUUCGAUUUUCUAGUUGAUCAUGGGAAUUCUAAAAUCGGUCAUAAAUAACCUCGAAAAUGUGCUUGACAAAAAAUUGUCAGGCUUUUGCGCUCCAUUGAUAAUCCUUGAAAAAAUCGAAUUUUCUCGGACCGUGGUAAUGCGAACGUUACGCGAAUCGUACGUGUCGGGGAAUUUCUAGGGACCACUUUAGUAGCCUCAGAACUCUUAAGUGAUCCCUAGAAUCGCCCAGAAACGUCCGUUUCGCGUUACCAAUGUCUGAGUUCGAGUAACUUUCUCAAGAUCGUGGGAAAUAACUUCAAUUUUGUGGAACCCCAGAAUUUUCCGAAUCAUCUCCAUGUGGAGCUUGAAAUUUCAGCUUUUUGCCGUCUUUUUUUUCAUAGAAUCCUCUCAGAUCGCUGGAUUUAUACUUCUUAUGGCUCUAGAAAAGUAAAAACCUCAAAAUCCGUGUCUCCUAGCUUUAUAGCCAAAAAUCGUAGCCAAUAAACACAUCGUAUCUUUUUUUCAAGAGCCGUACCAUUCCUCCCUUCGUCGCCGCCUUCCGAAGCACCUUCCAGAGCUUUAUCAGUCCCCUCCUACUUUCAUACCAACGGCUAUCGUCCAUUUUACUCCUCAACUGACCGAUCUUCCAACCUCUACAUUCCUGAAGCUCAACGGACGCCAAUGAUUGUCACGGUAAAGAGUUUUUUUUUUCCAAUCUCAGUUGAACCUUUUUUUGUAGACGGACGAGUGUCAGUGCAAUUUGACAGUGGAGGAUCCGUUUCCGAAUCACGCCAGGAUGUCCCACGCCUCCGUUGUUUUAUUCAAACGUGAGCGAAAAGUUUGGAAAAGGGUUUGAGGCUUCUGAGAGAAUACUCGGAUACGAUACGAAAAAGAGAAAAAAAAUUAGAAAAUUAAUGCGCAAAAGCUAGAGAGUAUUAGAAAGCGAGAGACACAGAGAAAUAGAUUAUGAAACUCUGGAGUCUUUAAGAGAAGUAAAAGUUGACGGAAAGCUAGAGACAGCGCGAAAAUGAGAGUCGCAGAGAUACCUAAAAAAUCUUGUAGCUAGAGAGUGCACUGAAAUGAGAGACGCAGAGACACAAAGAGUAAAAUUUCCUUUAUCGCUCUUUUUAAAAACGUUCACAGUUUUCUGUGUGAAUAAAAACCGAGUUCUUGAGAUCAUACAAGUGUUAGAGAGUUUGUGAAAGUAAGAGACGCAGAGCUGUAGCUUAUUUUACGUCUAGAUAGACUAUGAAAAUAGUAGUUGACAAGAAGCUAGAGACAGCGCGAAAAGGAGAGUCGCAGAGACACCUAACAAAUCUUAAAGCUUGACAGUGUACUGAAGUGAGAGACGCAGAGACACGAAGAAAAAAACUCCCGUACUCACGCUUUUUUAGAAACGUUUAUAGUUUUCUGCGUGAAUAAAAACCGAGUUCUAGAGAUCAUACGACGGCUAGAGUGUGUGAAAGUAAGAGACGCAGAGAUGCCUAAUAAAUCUUAAAGCUAGAGAGUGUACUGAAGUGAGAGACGCAGAGACACAAGCAGAAAAAGUUUUCUUUCUAAUGCUUAGACCUCUGUUGAAACGUCCUAGUUUCCUGGAUGAAUAAAAUUUUACCGAGUUCUAGAGAUCACACGAAAUGAAGAGACGCAGAGAUAAAAACGGAAAUUUUUCAGCGGAUCUCCCGAAACGGCAACGUUUCUGCAAGCCGUCGCUUCGAUGGUUCCGCCCUUCCAACAUCGACAAAUAUUCCCGCUCAAUCUUUCCUACAGUAAUCCCUUUUAAAGAUUACGGUAGCCAAAAAGAAAAACUUGAAAAUUUCCAGGUUUUCGUCAUCUUCAACAUUGCCUACUGGUCGUACUUCAUUCGGAUCAGCCAACUGGAAGAACGCCAGAAUAAUAUUCUUUGA
Caenorhabditis auriculariae is the source of this 2039-nucleotide messenger RNA. NCBI's taxonomy places the organism in Eukaryota, Metazoa, Nematoda, Chromadorea, Rhabditida, Rhabditidae. The record is from the annotation of a GenBank genome assembly.